Molecule: messenger RNA, 1157 nt
Organism: Lindgomyces ingoldianus
Lineage: Eukaryota; Fungi; Ascomycota; Dothideomycetes; Pleosporales; Lindgomycetaceae
Exons: 2
Coding region: 205-723 (172 amino acids)
Source: RefSeq, a predicted model, not a curated record
GGGUUGCACCUUCACCUCCAAAGCGUAUUAAAGAGAUCAUCUUUCCUUGAAUAUUUCUAUCGUAAGACUCUGACUCUUCUCCCUCUCUUCUCGUCAUUAGACGAGUCACAACUCAUUCUCAACUACGCCAUUCAUUCGACCACCAUACAAACUAAACCUGCUCGACGACAAAACCACUAUUAUUCUAAUCUUCUACAAUCUGAGAUGCAUUCUCUUGCACUCGCCUCCUUCACUCUCCUCCUAACCCUUAUCCACGCCUCCCCUAUCAUCCCCCGCGACGCCAUUGAAGUCUGCUCUCCAACCCAGUACACCAUUAAAGGCUAUACCUACACCUUCUCCAAAGAUCCAGAUAACAUUGCCCGCCUCUCAUUUAACUUCCAGUCCCUAUUCCCAGGCGGCUCCACCAUCAACGACCCCGCGCUCAACACGGUCGCCUGCGACAUCUCAUCUCCUACUGGCGUAAUCCCAAACGAAGUGGAAUGCUCGAGCGGCCGCAAGAACUUUUACUUCGAUCUCCGUGGUCCACAGGAAAAUGCAGAUUUCCAAUUCAUUCAUACGUGGCAGUGCAAUGGACACGAGUGGAUGUCCUCCACACACCACAAGAUCGAUCCAUUGAGCUGUACUACGAGUGUGGACGGAUUGACAACGAUGUGUAAUGGAGGCCCGGAUGUCUUCCAAGCUGAGAGUGUGAGGGAGAUUUGUGGGACGCCGACUCAUUGUUGAAUUACGAAAUCGAAAGCGGUGGUCACAGCUGGGAGCUUUUCUUCAACUGCAUCUGGCAUGGAGUUUUGGGGGGCAAGAUUGAUUCUCAGGCAUUCGGAUUCGGUCAUCCGUCUUUGAAAUUAAGGGAUAUAGGGGUUGGUAAUCUCUAAGAGCGGCAUUUGGUGUGCCUUUGGGAUUGCUUACAUGCGUGGCUUAGGUUUUAGCGUGGGUUACUGCAUUAGAGGUGCUCGGCAUCCUCACUCUGUAUUAAUACAAAUUUCUCUCUUCUCGUGCAUUGUAUUCCAAUCGAAUUGCAUUGUAUGGGCGACUCAUCCAGGCUCGGUAGCAGAUCGAUUAUGCAGAUCUCGUCUGGAGGAGGGUUCUGUCAGGGAAAAAGUGACAAAGCGGAGGGUUGAUAGCGUCUUAAAUAAAGAAGAGGCUCAAGUACCUGUAGA